CGCGCCACAGUAACAGGAGAGUAUAGUGUGAUAAUAAUUGAAUCGAAUAAGGCACAUUCGACUUUGAACCGAACUGAACAUUAAUUUUAUCAUUUGCAAAAUUAUUGUUUAUUGUCGGGUUGUGUAAAUUCCGUUUAGUACGUGUCAGUAGCAUUUAGCAGAGGCUUAUUAGCUUUUUAUUGCACUUACAAGUUACUGUACAAUAAAUCCCAAAAUGUCUCUCGAGGGUUUGCUUAACAAGAAAUACAAGCUGGCUACCAGUGAUAAAUUCGACGAGUACAUGAAGGCUUUAGGUGUAGGCUUGGUAACCAGGAAACUUGGCAACACUGUUUCACCAGUGGUGGAACUGAAAAAGGAAGGUGAUGAAUACAUCUUGACAUCCAACUCUGCAUUUAAGAACAUUGUCACCAAAUUUACACCUGGAGUGGAAUUCGACCAGGAGACUCCAGAUGGCAGGAAAGUUAAGUCCACUAUCACUAUUGAGGGUAACACCCUGAAAGAGGUGCAGAAGGCCGGAGAUGGCAAAGUGACCACCAUUGAUAGGACCUGGACUGAUGAUGAAAUUAAAAUGGUUAUGAAUAUUGGAGAUAUUACCGCUACUAGAAUCUACAAGGUUCAACAGUAAGACCACUACAACAUUCAAUAAGACUCUGUUAGGUUAUUAAUUUAAAAACAUUGUUAUUUUUUCUAUUCCAAUGUUACUUUUUCUUAUGAAUAAUGUAUAUCUAGGUAUCAGUAAUUGUUAAUCAUUAAUUUUUGGUACUAUUUAAUAGAAUAUUUAGUUAGUUUAAUAAAUACCUAGAUUUUAUAUUUUGAGUAAUAAAUUCUCAUCACAGACUAAA
Molecule: messenger RNA, 842 nt
Organism: Anthonomus grandis grandis
Lineage: Eukaryota; Metazoa; Arthropoda; Insecta; Coleoptera; Curculionidae
Gene: fabp
Product: fatty acid-binding protein, adipocyte
Exons: 3
Coding region: 215-625 (136 amino acids)
Biological process (GO): fatty acid transport
Cellular component (GO): cytosol; nucleus
Molecular function (GO): fatty acid binding
Source: RefSeq, a predicted model, not a curated record